Austrofundulus limnaeus is the source of this 3494-nucleotide messenger RNA. Its product is annotated as serine/threonine-protein kinase WNK1. Lineage: Eukaryota; Metazoa; Chordata; Actinopteri; Cyprinodontiformes; Rivulidae. The record is from RefSeq and is a predicted model, not a curated record.
GUCACCCAGUCUGCCAGUCUGUGCAGGAAGUACUCAGCUCCCAGUCAGCUCUGUCCCAGCAGCAUCGGGGGAUCGGCCCUCCUCCCUGCGAACCCCACCAGCGCUACCUCUCUGGCUGCCCGCAAGACCUCCCUGUGCCAGCCCCCUGCCACCUCCGCACCCCCCCAGCUCCAACCGGCCCAGUUUAUCCCCUACAACCCGUCGGCCGCCUUCGCCGCUCAGUGGUGCGGCCCGGCUCACAGCGUGGCCAACCCUCCUCAGGCUCCGGCUCAGCCUCUGCUGGUCAGCACGUCUCAGCCUCUGGGCCCGUACCCCACCCAGCAGGGCCAGGGCCCUCUGCAGGCUUUCCACCACCCCAGCGCUCUGCAGAAGUCUGUGAGCACGCCGGGGGGGCCCAACCUGAGGACCACGUAGGGUUUGGCCUGAGGGCCACUUUAAGUGACGGCCCAGUCGGACAGAUGUGUGUGGGGGGGUGGGCUCAGAAGCUGGAGGAGAGAACGUUGGACAGAAAAAAAUACAAACAAUGGAAGAAUGAAUAAAAUCCGGUCAUCUCCACUUCCACUGCACUUUGGGUUUGUCGCAGCCAACAAAUGAUCAAAGACUAAAGUCUCAUGCAGCGUUUAAAGGCCAAAGAGGUUCUGGCAGAGAGCAGGGCUGSUGUCUGCAGCCGUUUGUGUGUUUAGGCUUUCACAGCUGGGUUGCACUUGUUCCGGAUCAAGCUCUACGUUCUCUGCUAAACGCUAACUGUUGCCUCUGCUAGUUGCUCAGAAUUGACAAAAGUGUUGUUUUUUUUUUAAUAUGACUUCAUUGAGUUUUUUUAAUAAUUACCAAAAUGUUGUUAAAGGUUUUGACAUCAAGCAUGAACAGAAAAAAAAAAACGUUUAAAUGAUUUAAAAGCACAAAAGAUGGUCUCAAACGAAUGCAUGUCCAGAACACGUGGAGCCCAGCUCGUCUCUGCUCCGUCUCCUUCUUUCUCCUGCCUUCUCUCUUCUGUUACCAUUUGAAGCAAUAACAGCAGGAAGUGAAGCCCAAACAUGAGAGAACUCUGUGGAGAGGGGGAAAAAAGAAAAAGUGGCCUUGUUAUUAGAAUAUCAGAGUCCUUGUACAGUUUGUUUAUUUUCUCAAAUGUCAGCGAUGAUGAUUCCAUUGUAUUUUGUUGAUUUUGGUUUUGUUGGGUUUGCUGGCCUCACAAAAACACACUGCAUGAGACGUCCAUACAAAAGCACACACACGCACACACACACACACGUGUAAAUACACUCACACGGUCUGAACUCAAACUCUGCCUUGUUUCUUACUGUCGUUACUAGUUUGGGUUGAAACGGUUGCAAUGUACAUUAAUAAUGUUAAUGACUAUUAUUCUAUUUAAAAAGCAAAGCGUCGUGUUCUGUCAGCGGACCUGUUCUUUGUGCACAUCGCUGUACGAUGUGGAGACACUGUGAUUAUUCUCGUUUAUUAUUAGCGACAUGUUGUUGGACAACAUUAGUUUUAGGGUCUCAAAUACUUCAGUUUGGGGUCCUUUUACUUUCAGUUCGAURGAUGUUUUAAUGUGAAAACUAACUUUUUUUUGUUUGUUUKUCCYCCCCCGGUCAAUAAGCGCCCUCUGAUUCAUAUCCAGACACAAAGCCUUACUGAUAAAUCUUAGCUUGAACUGAAAGUCGGACCUCAUCCCUGCAUUUAAAGACAAACCUGCAGGAUAAUCUAGAUAAUAAAAUAAAGCUAGCUAUUUUUUUUAAUACAAUACUUGUAUAUCAGACACUUUAAACAGCCCCUGGUUUUGUUGGAUGAAUGUGAAUGUAGAAACCAAUGGUGUCCAUUUUAAUGUACUUGACUUGAACAAAGGUUUUAUUCUUUUCACCGUCUUUGCUUCUCCUCUUUAGAGCCUCUGGUGGAAAGAAACAAAGAAAAAACACAGAGGUGUUUCUAGUGCCUUGCAUCCUUCCUGUUGCUUUUUUUUUUGUUUGUUUUUGGGGGCCGGGUUUGGGUUGAAGUUUGCAGAAUGUGCGUGGAUUUAUUUCUUUUUAUUCUGCUGUAGACUGGUUGUGGAUUUGAAGUCGGUGGUGGUGGUUGGACCUGGUUGGUGGAUUGGUUGUGUUCUGCAAAAAAAAAAAAAAAAAAAAUCCACUCUCGCUCUGCUGCUGUUCAAACCAAGAAGACUACUUUGUUUUUAUGAUCAUCAGUGUUUCUGUGGCUGUGUGUUUUUAGUUUUAACAGAGGGGCGUUUUUGAAGAUUGUAUUUGAAGCUUGGAGCACUCUGUACUUAAGAGGCACAAACCUGUAGGUGCGUCGUACGGUUCCCGAAAUUCUCUUUUCAAUCCUUUUUGUGUCAAUUCAAACAGCAACACUUGGGAUUUUCUUACAAUAAAACGAGAUGUUUACGUAGAUUUCCAGAAAGUGCGGGCUUUAAUUUCUUCCCUGAUUCCAAACAUUAAUUCAGUAAACUUAUAAAACUCUAAAAUGUCUCAAAGUUUGGUUAAAGUAAAGUUUUCAAUAGUUAUUAUCAAAGAUCAUAAAAAAUUACAACUGCAUGACUUGUACAUUCAUUUUUUUAAAUCCUAGGUUUUUUUGGAGCAAUAAAAUGUAAAUUUUAUUCACAGAAACUAUUUAACAGGUGAUGGGAGAGGAAUAAAUUGUUCAUGUGGGUUAUUUAGUUACUUUGCUUUAACACUUUAAACUUUACCUCAGUGUUGUAGUUUCAUGUUUUUUGUUAAUUAAUUAAACCUCCAUAUAAUACUCAGUUGCUUUUUUUUAUUACAAAGCAGGUUUGGCAGAAGCUGUGACAAAUCACUGAGCCACUUUUUGAUUUUAAUUUUGAAUUUCUCCAAUUCCCUAAUAAUGCCACAACACAGUGCCAUUUGUCUUUUUGUCAAUUAAAAGUGUUUAAAAAAGUAGAUUUACCUGAUAUGACUAUUACUCUGACAUAUUACAGCUGGAUUAAAUGUUUGAUCCCGGUCUAGAAAAUAUCUCUGGGUGCAGUUUUUGUAAAGUUUCAGAGUUUAGAGGACUCUUACUUUGAAAAGACUGGAGACACUUUUAUUUUGCCAUCGCCUGCUGAGAGUAGCAGAACUCCUCUUCUGCUGUUUUAUAAUUUCGAGACUCAAUUAUUUUUUGUGUUUUUUUUUUGUUUUUUUUUACUGUAAAAUUACCCACAUUUAGAUUUAACUGAACCAGAUUUGUGGGCAGGUUUUUCUUUCUGGUCCCUGAGUGUUUUAUCGUCAGUUUUUAAGUCUCAUUUGUUUAUUUUGCCGUUUUAAAGUCUCUAAAAAAACAUUUAAUUUAGUUUUCUGUAAUAUAUUGAACAUUUUACAAAAGUGGAGUGAAUGAAAGAAAACAAAAUUACACGUGAAGCAUCGGCUGCCUUUAACGGGAUGUUGUGCACUAAGUAAAGAGUGUUCAAGCUUCAAGUUAAAAAAAAUAAAGUCUUUGCGCUACAACACAAUGAAAUUUGUUACAUUAUUUGUAAAAACUGAAUAAAGUUGUUUAAAUGAUUUCAA